Molecule: messenger RNA, 947 nt
Organism: Trichoderma virens Gv29-8
Lineage: Eukaryota; Fungi; Ascomycota; Sordariomycetes; Hypocreales; Hypocreaceae
Exons: 1
Coding region: 147-947 (266 amino acids)
Source: RefSeq, a predicted model, not a curated record
CUUUGUUACUUGCUUAGUAUAUAAAGUCCCCGACAGCCAUAGUGUUGAGCUCACUCAUUCUGAUAAAGACAUCGACCAGUAACCUAGAUAAUCUCAUCUUCAACAUCUCAACUUACACAUAAACACAACCACACAAAUCCAUUACCAUGGGCCGCCACACCCUCGAAUAUCCCAAAACAAAGGACAACACCGUCCGUCGCCACAACGAGCGCGCAAUCUACGCCCUCGAGACAAUCCACCGCCUCAUCAACUCCUCCCAGCUCCUCGAUGUCUCCUUCAACCCCCCAGACUCCCCCUUCCCCGUCAUCCUCCCCAUGAUCGGCCAGAUGGGCUCCUUCGAUCGUCCCAGCGCUGACCUCGGCGACCCCAUGGACCUCUAUCUCCACGGCUACGUCUCCUCCCGCAUGAUGAACGUCGCCCGCGCCACCGACAAGGACAAGCCCGAGGGCGGCGAUAAGCAGCAAGGCCUCCCCGUCUGCAUCGCCGCCUCCCACGUCGACGCCCUCAUCCUCGCCACUUCCGCCUUCAACCACUCCUACAACUACCGCUCCGUCGUCCUCUUCGGUUACGCCACCCUCGUCGAGGAUGAAGCCGAAAAGAUGUACGCAAUGGAAAUCAUCACUAACGGCGUCGUUCACGACCGCUGGAAAACCUCCCGCCAGCCCCCCACCAAGGCCGAGAUGCAGAGCACCAGCAUCCUCAAAGUCUCAAUCACCUCGGGUAGCGCAAAGUUCCGCGACGGAGGCGUCUCCGACGACAAGCACGAUUUGCAAAAUGAGGAGGCUCAGAACUCGGUCUGGACGGGCGUGCUGCCCGUCUUCUCCAGCAUCGGCGAGCCGCUGCCGACGACGUACAACAAGGUCGAGGUUCCGGCCAAUGUGACCAACUUUAUCAAGGACUAUAAUAACGAGAAUAAAGAGUAUGUUCUUUCAGCUGUAAAGAAAUAG